AGCCUGUCCUCUGUCCCCACUUUAAACUUUAUAAAACCCCACAUCAUCCCUAAAUCCUCAUCAAGUCCUUCACCACCUUCAUUGCCUCCUCAAUCCUGAUACCUUGCUUUCAACCCCAUUUCUUCUUCUAUCAAUUCUCCCAAUAAUUUGUUGCAGUACCCAGAUCAUUCUUUUCUUCCCAUCCUACCAAAAACACAUAAAAAUGUGUUCCGCUAAAUUGAAAUGGCAGAGGGGGGCUAAUGCUAGCCUGACAGUCGCUCAAAUCAAUGGCCGCCCUGUCCUUCAGCCAACUUGCAACCAAGUUUCUAGCUUAGAAAGACGCAAUUCAGUUAAGAAGACUUCCCCAAAAAUCCCUUCUCCACCAUCUCUUCCUUCACCAACUGAUACUGCUAAUCCUAAAACAAAGCCUUUUUCAUUGUCCCCCCCUGUCUCACCCAAGUUAAAAUCACCUAGGCCACCAGCGCUGAAGAGAAACAAUGAUCCUGAUGGGCUGAAUUCUAGAGCUGAGAAGGUCUUGACACCACAAUGCUCCACUAAGCAGGCGAGUUCAAUAAAAAAGUCAAAAAAAUCUGGUGGGGUUGCAGCUGCAACUUCUGUUGAGACCUUCCAAUUGAAAUAUUGUUCCUCCAUGAUAAUUGAGAACCCAGGAAGGAUAGCAGCCGCCAGGAGGGAACAUGUUGCAAUGAUGCAAGAACAACGAAAGAUAAGAACUGCCCAUUAUGGAAGAACAAAAUCUUCCAAGUAUGAAGGGAAGGUGGCUCCUCUUGAGUCAUUGAGUGCUCAGGAAGAAAAAAGAUGUACUUUUAUCACACCUAAUUCAGAUCCUAUCUAUGUUGCUUAUCAUGACGAAGAAUGGGGAGUUCCUGUCCAUGAUGAUAAACUGUUGUUUGAAUUGCUAGCGUUGACUGCUGCACAAGUUGGAUCAGAUUGGACUUCAGUCUUGAAGAAACGGCAAUUGUUUAGGGAUGCUUUUUCUGGGUUUGAUGCAGAAAUUGUUGCCAGAUUCACUGAAAAGAAGAUAACUUCAGUUAGCGCUGAGUAUGGCAUAGAAUUAAGCCAAGUUCGAGGAGUUGUUGACAACUCCAACCGUAUUCUUCAGAUUAAGAAAGAAUUUGGGUCAUUUGACAAGUAUUUGUGGGGAUUUGUGAACCACAAGCCCAUUUCCACCCAAUACAAAUCAUGCCACAAGAUCCCUGUGAAGACCUCAAAAUCAGAAACCAUAAGCAAAGACAUGGUGAAGAGGGGUUUUAGAUUGGUUGGCCCUACGAUCAUUCACUCACUAAUGCAAGCCGCUGGCCUCACCAAUGACCACUUGAUCUCUUGUCAGCGACACCUCCAAUGCGCCGCCGACCGUCCCGCAGUAGCCACCACUUUAUAGAAUCACAUGACAAGAUGACAAAUUCAUAAAGCAUAAGCUAUAGUAGCUGAUUUUCUAACUAAAGAAAGAAAUUGCUUUUCGUAAUUCUUAGUUGUGUGUAGUGGGAUGUAAUAAAAAGUAGUUUUGAAGGCAGAAUCGAUAGGAUGAGAUGGAUAAGAAUGAGAUGAUUAGAAUGAAGAAUAAGGGCAAUUGAGAGGAGAAUCAGAGGGACAGGCAGCAUGUGCAGAAGGGCAGGCAAUGGCAUGUGUGUGGUGUGGUGUCAAUGGCUCUCAAUACUUAUGACCACCACCACCCCACCCCACCCCACCUUUAUUUCCUUCCUUUUAUCAGACUGCAAAGGAUAAUCAGAUCACAACUGGUGGCCCAGCCCCCGUAUCUUCUCCUUUCCUUUGACUGGAUAACAAUUAUUAAUUCUGUGCUCCAAGGUUACAGUGUUUUUUUUGUAUCUAUAGUGUAUACAUAUACUCACAAGAAGAAACUCUGCUCCAAGGUAACAUGUCUUUGUUUCCAAGUUGUAAGCCGUAAGGAGAAACAAGUUUGUUGUAAGCUAAUGUCAAGUUUGACUGUCUGAGUGUUUUUUCUUCUUUCUUUGUACUGAAUAAAUAGAUUUGUACUAAUAUGAAGCAUAUUUUCCAUGGCUUGCUUA
This is a messenger RNA of Corylus avellana, 2024 nucleotides long. RefSeq names its product DNA glycosylase superfamily protein. The record is from RefSeq and is a predicted model, not a curated record. Gene Ontology annotation, biological process: base-excision repair. NCBI's taxonomy places the organism in Eukaryota, Viridiplantae, Streptophyta, Magnoliopsida, Fagales, Betulaceae. Gene Ontology annotation, molecular function: DNA-3-methyladenine glycosylase activity.